Molecule: messenger RNA, 4700 nt
Organism: Mytilus trossulus (common blue mussel)
Lineage: Eukaryota; Metazoa; Mollusca; Bivalvia; Mytilida; Mytilidae
Product: synaptophysin-like
Exons: 6
Coding region: 113-865 (250 amino acids)
Cellular component (GO): synaptic vesicle membrane; synaptic vesicle
Source: RefSeq, a predicted model, not a curated record
AUCAUGCCUGCAAAUGACCACAUAUAUAAAUUUGAUAUUAAAUAUUGGGUAUAAAUAAUGACCAAUGACAAUAGCUUAAAAUAUUGAUUGCGAUACCCUUUGAAAAGCGAAAAUGGAAUCUGCAAAGAAUGCCAUGAUGGCUGGCAUGAAAUUCAGUAUUGAGCCACUAAAAGAACCUCUUGGUUUCAUUAAGCUUUUACAGUUUAUUCUAUCAAUAUUUGCUUUUGCAACAACUGUUAGUUUGGAUGAGAGAAUUUCUUUUCAUGCUGUCUGUAGAAAUGGAACACAUAAUAUAACCACCAAAACUGAAAGUAUUCAGGUUGCUUAUCCAUAUGACUUGCACAAUGAGUAUUUUAUGGUGCCAUUGUGCAGUACACCAGCAGGAGGCCCUAGCCAACUGCCAUUGUUGGAAGGAGCAAAGUCAUCAGCCGAAUUCUAUGUGUUUGUAGGAGUUUUUGUGUUCCUGUAUUGUUUAGCAGCCUUAGCAUUAUAUUUGCUAUUUGAUGAAGUCUAUCGGUCGAACACCAAUAUAGUAACUGCAGACUUUAUAAUUUCUGUUGUCCUAACCCUAUUCUGGUUGAUUGGAUCUUCAGCCUGGGCACAAGGAUUAGUGAAUUUGAAAUACUAUACAGACUUUAAUGAAUGUGGACAGUUUGAUGAGAUUGAUGAUUGUAAGAUACCAAGUAACAGCUGUGUGCAGACUGUGUUUCCCAAUUUUGCUAGCCUGAAUGUUUCAGUGAUUUUUGGAUUUCUGAAUAUGUUGGUGUGGGCAGGCAACUUAUGGUUCCUGUACAAGGAGACCCCAUGGUUCAAGGUCAGAUCAAAACCUCCUCAGGAACCUUCCACAGAUCCUCAGCGAAUAUAGAGUGUCUGUGUAUAACAGCAGACGUCUGCUUCUUCAAAAAUGUAGAAUGGUGUAUUUGUUUUAAAAUAGUUUUCAAAUUUGGAAAUGGCUGAAAGCUCUAAUAUUUCUGAUAGUAGUAUAAUUAGUUUGGAUAUUUAUCUGUAUAAUCUAUGUAAAUGUACUGGAAAAAGAUCUACUAUAGAUUGUUCUAAUAAGCUUUUACUGAAAAGGAAAUAAUACUAAAGUUUACAGUGAGUGUUAUCAAAAUGGCUGCCUUUCUGCUCCGAGAUCAACUUUUUACUAUAAAAAUAUUUGUCAAAUGAUUUCUGGUUGACCUAUUCUUGUACAUGUACAAGAUCUACUGAUUUUAAGCAAUGUACUCACAGUUAUAGCUAUUUUUGUGCUGAAUAAAAAAAAAUCUUUUUUAACUGUUUACUAAGGGUAACAUUGAUAAAUUCAUGGUACAUGCACACUGACAGAAACCUCAUCUGAUUCAUACAUUUGCAAUUUGUACUAAAUCAUGCCAUGGUUAUUAAUUUUCAUGUUAUCUACUAAACAAUAACCAGUUUUGGUUAGUGUUUAGUCAGAAUUUACAUUCCUUUACCAUUAGUUUAAGGGGUUUUCAUAUGCUUCAUUUUCAUAAGCAGACAACACCUAAGUAAUGUAAGAGAGUAGUUUAUUGUAUUGGACAAUGACAUGUACAUUCUCAUGCUUACAUAGUCUUCAGCAUUCAUUCUCACAAGCUCAGGGUUUGUUAAUCCUUUUAAUUCAAGCUCUAUAGCUUUUGCUGCUUUGGAAAAAAAAAAGUGAGUUUCUAAUUAUUAUUUAAGUGCAAAAAGGUUAAACAGAAAAAUUUAAUUAAUGUAAUAGUCCCAGGUUUAAACCUUAAUCAAAUUUAUGAUUUAAAAUUCACCAACACAAAGAAUGAUUCCAAUUUUCUAAGAAGUUGCAGAGUAAGAUCUGUAAUGUCUUCAACCCUGAAUAUUGACUGUAGUACACCAUGUAGAUCAGGACGAAUUAAUAUGUACUUAUAUCUAUAAUAUUGUCAUAUCUUAGAAUUGUAAAGUUUAAAUGUAAUCCUGUAUAAAUAAGUUCAUUAUUUAUUAUGUAUCUGACAUGUUAAAAGGUUGCAUGAUGAUAUAUUUAUUCAUAUUUAUUUUUGAAUGAUUAAAUUUUGUGAAUCAAAAACUUGAUUGUUCUUAUGUAAUGGAAAGAAAACAAUUUAUUUUACUUUACAAUUUUUCCUGUGUACUAAGCAAGCCAUGGUAAAAAUUAAAAAAAUAUUAUGUAUUUGGUAUACAUUGUAUAAGUGAUCAAUAUUUUUUGAAAAAUUCAAACAAAAUUUUAAAAUAACUAUAUAGAUAUUAAAUCCUUGAUAUAUUUUGAAUUUUGACUUGUUUACUGAAACAGGAAUAUGUUCAUGAAAUGUUAGAGGAUGUUGAAAAGCAUAAUUUGUUUACAUAUUUAGGCAUGAAAAAUUUAAACUAUUUGUUGACAUGUUAGUUUGAAAAGUUCGUUUUAUGGCUGAAUGUAAACAUUACCGUUUCAUUGUGAUUUUUUUUUACCUCAGCUUAUAAUAUGCAGAUCAUUUUGUACUGCAAGUAAGCAUGUUCAUAAUGUUUAAGAUUCUGUGUUGACUAGCUUAUAUAGUUCUUUGAAAAGUUUGAAAAGUUUAUAUUAAUCCUAAUACAUUACAAUUCCUAGUGUAGGGUUUGUUAUAUUAUGCAUUAGGAUAGAUAUGAAAUGCAUAGUUAUUUUUAUUGUUAAUUUUGUUGAAAACCUUUGAAAUCCAUUCCUUAUGUAGCAGUUGCAGUGAAACUAAAAUAUUUUAUAAUUCACAAUUAAUAAUUGUAGGGAAUUAAUCUCUGUCAACUUACAUGACUUGGGUUAAGCAAUUACACUCUUGUUACUGGCAUCAAUAAGAUAAAAGAAAAUGUCUGUCCUAGGAAAUAUUUGCCACUGGAGGUUAAGUCAACACCAAUCAAUUGUCAGGUUUUCAGGGUAAUUAAAGUUCCUGAACUUUGACCUUUUCAAUAUGGUAAGUUAAAAUUUCCAUUGUAGUCUUAAUAGAGGGAAUUCAUUGAUAAGAAAGUUUUUAAUUGCGAAGUAUUGUUAGUGAAGAAAUCAAGAUGGAUGAUUUAGCUUUUGUAUUUAUUUGUUAUUAAUGUUGAUUUUUUGAUUUUUUUGUGCCUUAUACACAUUAAGCAUAAGAGUUAUGAGUGCAAGUGUUAUUCUGUGUCAUAUUUUUUUAAGUUCUUUAUGAAAUCCACACAAUAGAGAGAAAGAAACAUGCUUUAAAUGAUUCAAGUACUUUUAUAAAGUAGACAAUUUAUUCUCUUAACAUCAAGUUGUUUUUGAGACUUACAACAAUGAAUAUUUAUUUGUAUAAAAGCCCUGGAAGCAGACUGCAUUUAUCUGAUCGGACUGCUUUUGAUUCAGAUUUGAAAACUGGGUGUAAUAAAAUUGGAUUAUCAAAUGAUUAUCAGUUUUUGAAUUCCUACAAAAUGAUUAUUUAGGAAACUUAGGAAAGUCAUGAAUUUAAAAAAUAAGAUUGAUAAUUUAUCGAUUCCAAAAAUUAUUGAAGUGGACUAAACUAGUGGGUUUAUUUAAUGUAUGGGCUUAUUUAAGGAUAGCUAUAGUUCAUGUAAAUAUUUGGUGUACAAAUUUUCCCACUCAAUAUAAAUGUAUAGUAUAAUUAUAGCUUGUCAUCACAUUCCAAAAAGAUAUUAGUUUUAAUAUAUAGAGUAUUUUAUAGCAUUUAUAUGAUGCAUGGCCUCUAAAAAUAAUUUUACUUAAAUCAUGUUUUUUUACAACUUUAACCUAUAAAGUGAAUAAAUCCAGAUUCUCAAUAUCACACUUAUUUCGAAAUUAUUUUGUGUGGACUUAGUGUACUUAUUUAUAGAUCUGUUGUUUAUUUUUGAAAAGCAUAAUAUAUACUCUCAGUACUAAAUUUUUGGUUGAGGUAAACUUGUUUGCAUUUUGUAAGAGCUAUUCCAUUUAAAUAUAUGUGGGAGGGUAUACUUAGGAAGGGAAGCGAGAUUAUUGAAUGUUGGUCCGGUAUUUUUUCAUUUUGUGUCCUUUAUGCAAAAUUAUCUAAAAAUGGUUCUUGGUUGUUGGAAUAUUUUGAAAGUCCCUUUCUACCCUCCCACAUACAUUUAAAUGGAAUAGCCCUAAUUUGUAGUUUGUAAAUAUGGCAAACUUAUAUUUUACCUAGUACAUUAUUUUGUUGAUAAUAAAUAAUACCAUUCUAAAAAAUACAAUCCACUCUUUUUAAAUGAUACUAAAGAUAAAAUUACAAUAUGAGCGUCUUUAUUCAAUUAAAUAUGACUCUGUAUUGUACAUUUCAUUGUUCUAACACUGCAACACAAUUUCUGCAUAUGCCAAUUAAAAGAAGCAUGAAUUGAUUUAUAAGAAGAAUUCUUAUAUUAUUGUAUUAUGUAUGAUAGUACAUGUCAACAUGUAAGACAUGCAGCCUAGUUUAUGUAUACCAGUAGGUUAGUAAUACAGGACAAGGAUAGAACAAAAAUGUCCAUGUCAUCAUUUUUCCAUGUUUAAUUUAAUAUUUUAAAGAAAUAAACUAAUCUGGUAUAAAGAAUUAAUUUUUGUCUUAGCUUAAACUACCUACCACAUCAAAAAUGAAAGCAAGUAGUAGUUAUAGUAUAUGUCUUAAGAAAACCAGCUAUCGUAAGGUCUGCUAGGAAGUAGAAAAAGUACAUUAUAUUUUGUUAUACAUGCCAUAGUGUGACUGUUGUACAUAUAUAAAAGCUUCGUUAUCAUGUGUGUUGAUUGUUUUAUAUUGCUCAUUAUUAACAUAUUCUUCUGUUUAUAGAAUUAAAAAGUUUUUGUAUUUAUCAUG